AUGAGCCAAACAGUCCUACGAGCAACACCAACAACCACGCACUCGACUCAGCCCCAGUCUCAGACUCAAUCUCAGUCGCAGGCUCAGUCGCAGUCGCGUUUGCAAUCGCGGUCGACGCGAUCUUCGCCGCAACGGAAACGCACCCACGAUUUUUCAAGUCCGCUCGUGAAAAAGUCCAAGAUCCUAGAAGACUUGCAAAAACGGGACUUGGACUUUAUCAAGCCGUUGCCCGUGCCCACGUUGCCGCGCCAUCGCCUGCCACCGCCGCCGCCGACGCUGAGUCAUGACGCAGGUGGGAGUAUCGAUGACUCGUUUUCUAAUAAGAUUACGCGGUUGAGUUCUGUUUCUCCAGCUAAGACUACUCGAGCUCGGGGUCAGGGUCAGGUUUGGACUCAGGUUCGGGCUAAUGCGGAGGCGAGCUCUGGUUCCAACGGGCAACAAACUGGAGUGCACGCGAGCCGCAGUUCCAGGACGCGACGAAUGCUGCAACCGCCAAAAGUUUCAAAUCAAAAUGCGGUCGAAAAUGAAGAGCAAGCUCAACGACAGGAGGAGGAGGAGGAGGUGCCCAUCGAAGUCCAACUAUUGCGGUUUUUCGCUGAGCGGAAAGUUUGGCGGAAAAGACAAGAGACACUGCGACGAGACGAUAUAUUGGCGAUGCGGAAAAAGCACGACCAGCAGAUGGAGGAGCUAUUGAAACGCCAUGAUACGAUGCGGGAAACGGAGCGGGAGUGGGAGAAUAAGGAGGUGAGGAAGAUUGUCGCGAAUUUGAAAAAACAAGGUACGCCGCGGCAUAGUUCACGCGUGCAGCAGGAAAAUGCGAUGGAGAUUGCAGCUGGGGAUCUGCGACUGCCGCAAGCCACCGGACCAGUAAAUAACUCCAAUUCUUCAAGUGAUGAGUCUAGUGAUGAGUCGAUUGCCGGUUCGGAUGCUGAGUACCAUGGCGACGAUGACUUUGAGCCUCUUGAUGAUGAUGAUGAUGAUGACGGGAGAGCGAAAACGAAGCCCUCGCGCGGUGUGAGGACGCCAAAUGUUGAGAGAUCCAAGAAGAACAACAUGCACCUGAUAAUGUCGCCGACAAAGAAUGCAAAUGGCUCUCGGGUUUACAACGGCACCAGUAGACUGCAUGUUUCUAGUGCCGAAAUCCUGGUGGAUGCAAGCGAGCAGGAGCGGGCGCAAAACCAGGAAAAGAAUCGCGCUAGAUUGAAAGUGAAAAAGACGCUCUUUGCAGAUUUGGAUGGGAUGAGCAGCAGUGAUUCGGAUAGUGACUCUUUGGUUAGUCAACAAGACCGACGCGACUCGUUGAACAUGGGCAACGAGGGAAAUGAGGUAAAUGGGGGAAACGGUCCCCUGCGGGUUUCUGCUGAAGAAGAUGAUGAUGAUACGAUUCGUGGCAAUUCCGGAAGAGACAAAGUUGAUGACGCGAGAGAGACGUUACAACGAGCCAAUGUAUCGGCUCAACAGGUAUAUUUGGAUAAACUUGAUGCUCCGGCUAAUAGAAUCGCGGGUUCAUUCACGUCGACGCCAGCUAAACUAUUGACACGGCCAACUGAACAAGUUUCACUACACAAGUCCCCGACAACUCCCGCAUGGAAUUCUUUCUUUGUAGUGAGUCCAUCAAGCAAGAAAGAAGCAGAGUUGACAUUUGAUGAUGAUGAUGACGAUGAUGAUGCUGAGGAAGAAGAAGAACAAGGAGAACAAGAUGAUGAAAGCACGAGUUUUUUAAAACUGCUGCGAGCCAAACCUCCACCAGCCAACUUGGGAAUCGAAGCAGCCAAGAACAGCCCAUUAUCUGUUCUCAGGUCCAGAGUCACCAAGUUGGACGCGAUGCGCGCCAAGACGGGGUUUCCCGAGAGUAGCAUUGUCGAUCACACUUUGCAAUUAAAGAGCAACACUGCGAGGAAAAUAAAAAAGAUCAAGAGGCUCUUCUCGCCAGCAGAUAUUACAAUUGAUAGCAGCAGUAGCAGUAGCAGUAGCAGUAGUAGUGCUGGGACCGGUGGUGAUGGUAGCAGUAGAAACAGUAUUAGCGUUAGCGACGAUGACGAUGACGAUGACGAUGACGAUGACGAUGACAUCGGAGAGGGAAAUAUCGAGAUGGAUGAAAUUCCAGGUGAACCGGACAAUUGGAGUAGAAGAGACGCGCGCGUGAAUGAAUGA
This is a messenger RNA of Lodderomyces beijingensis, 2154 nucleotides long. The record is from the annotation of a GenBank genome assembly. NCBI's taxonomy places the organism in Eukaryota, Fungi, Ascomycota, Pichiomycetes, Serinales, Debaryomycetaceae.